Lentinula edodes (shiitake mushroom) is the source of this 410-nucleotide messenger RNA. RefSeq lists its product as uncharacterized. Bases 45 to 359 code for a protein of 104 amino acids. The record is from RefSeq and is a predicted model, not a curated record. The transcript has a single exon. NCBI's taxonomy places the organism in Eukaryota, Fungi, Basidiomycota, Agaricomycetes, Agaricales, Omphalotaceae.
UACCUUUAUUGUCUCUCUGAGACUCUAAACUCUAUUACCCAGGUAUGAUGCUAGAGAGUGUCCCCACUUUGCACCCCUUGCCUGCUCAACAUCUUCUGCUUCUGGGAAGGAUCAGAUGGUCUUGGCUUGUCAAAACCAUUGUUCUCCUUGUCAUUGUCAGCAACGGCAGUAUUUUUGGGAGAGUUUUGAUUGGGAUCAUGCAUACUGUAUCGGGGUGUAGGGAGGCAAUGGAGAGGCAGACCAUGACCAAAAUUUUUGGACCGGACGUGGCAACCGUGGUGCUAUUGUCUGUGACACUUGAAAAAUUUGGCAACCACAGUCCCCACCUAGAUGCCUAUUAUUCUCUCAAUGUAGGUUAACUCUCAGCAAUCCAAAAUACCAAAAUGUAGCCGGAUAAUAAGCCAUUGUUG